This is a messenger RNA of Neofelis nebulosa (Clouded leopard), 1931 nucleotides long. It is a transcript of the gene TXNL1, whose product is annotated as thioredoxin like 1. The record is from RefSeq and is a predicted model, not a curated record. The coding region runs from base 200 to 1051 and encodes 283 amino acids. Lineage: Eukaryota; Metazoa; Chordata; Mammalia; Carnivora; Felidae. The transcript is spliced from 8 exons.
CCUUUCCCGUCCCCACCCCCCCACCCCGGCCGCUCUGCUCCCUGGCGUGACUCGGCACUGAGAGUCCCGGGGAAGACGCCGCGGUCGCCACCUCCUGUGAUCAGGCCUCGGCCUUCCUGAGCCUCCCGCUCUUCCUCUCCCGGGUCGCCUUCUUCAGUUUUGAAGCCGGUGGCGUCGCGGCCGCCCUGCCGGGCUGAGAAUGGUGGGAGUGAAGCCGGUCGGGAGCGACCCGGAUUUCCAGCCGGAGCUGAGCGGCGCGGGCUCCAGACUCGCCGUGGUCAAGUUCACCAUGCGAGGGUGUGGACCAUGUUUAAGGAUUGCCCCAGCAUUCAGUUCUAUGAGUAAUAAGUAUCCACAGGCAGUUUUCUUGGAAGUAGAUGUACAUCAGUGUCAGGGAACAGCUGCCACCAACAAUAUAUCAGCAACACCUACAUUUCUGUUUUUUCGAAACAAAGUGAGAAUUGAUCAAUAUCAAGGAGCAGAUGCUGUUGGAUUAGAAGAAAAAAUCAAGCAGCACUUAGAAAAUGACCCUGGAAGCAAUGAGGACACAGAUAUUCCAAAAGGCUAUAUGGAUUUAAUGCCUUUUAUUAACAAAGCUGGCUGUGAAUGUCUUAACGAAAGUGACGAGCAUGGAUUUGACAACUGUUUACGAAAAGAUAUGACCUUCUUGGAAUCUGAUUGUGAUGAACAGCUUCUCAUUACUGUGGCAUUUAAUCAACCUGUUAAGCUUUAUUCAAUGAAAUUUCAAGGGCCAGAUAAUGGUCAGGGUCCUAAAUAUGUAAAAAUUUUUAUCAAUCUACCCCGAUCUAUGGAUUUUGAAGAAGCAGAAAGAAGUGAACCAACUCAAGCUCUGGAACUAACAGAGGAUGAUAUUAAAGAAGAUGGUAUUGUCCCACUUCGUUACGUUAAAUUUCAGAAUGUUAACAGUGUAACUAUAUUUGUUCAGUCCAAUCAAGGUGAAGAGGAAACAACAAGAAUUUCAUAUUUUACUUUUAUUGGUACACCAGUCCAGGCAACAAAUAUGAAUGACUUCAAACGAGGUGACUCCUAAGAUCUUACAACCACAGAUCAGGGCAGUGCCACCGAGAGCUUGAUCAGAACAGAACCCAGUAGCCAUACACAGAUUAAGUGCAGCAGCACAGGAGAUGGAGGUAUCACUGUGUUUCCGAUGGAUCCUUGGCAGCCAUCUAGAAUGGGAAGUGAGUGUAAGGAGGUCAUUAUAUGACAGGAGGUUUCCCCAGGACUGCCAGUGCCUGGAGGAAGAGGUGUUCUGCUGAACGAUUUCGACUCCUGUUUGGGGACCAGAAGCCAUGGGGCACCCUGAAAACUCUUAUUCUUUUUGAUGGGAUCUACAGAUCUAAUUUUAAUUCAGUUACAGAAAAAUUCACGAAACUGCGUCAUUGUGGAUAAGCUUAUAAGAUUGUAUGCCGUUUUUACAAAAUUGAUAACCUUGACCAUAGAUCUUUUAACUGGUCAUUUUCGACUACUAUAUCUUCCUGUCUCAUAACAUAAUUAACUUUUGGGAGCUGUAGGACAAUUAUGUACUUAGACCUGUCAUGUCAGAUGUUUGACAUAUGUGUAAUGACAGGUCAGAAGAAGCAGAGAUUAAACAUCUACAUUUUUAUGAUAUGAGAUAUGCUGUACUGGGAAAAUGUGUGAGCACCAAAGACAUUUUGGCUGCCUGCUUUGUUACUUUGCCUGUUUGGAUUAAAUGCCAUUGGAUUUGGCUUUAACUGCCUUGCAUAGUUUGUUUUUAGCUUAAUUCCUUCGUAAGAUCUACUCUAAGCCAUAUUAUUUCCUCAUACCAUUAAUUCAGUUCAGGUUCCCUGCUUUUCACCUCAGCUCAUGCUAUUUGAUUUCUAUUUUUUUCUGUAAGUAACCACUGCUCCAUCUUGACCAUCUUCUUACCAGCCUGCCCUUCAGUCAAGUUU